AUGUCUUACUACUUUGCCAUAUUAGGAACCAACGACAGUCCGUUGUACGAGCUUGAAAUUGGUACUUACAAACAAUCUGGAGACGGGAAACCCAAUUUUCCAAUUGAAAUAAAAGAAUUACAACAAUUCAUUGUAAACGCUUCGCUCGAUAUACUCCAGGAUCAACAGUUCAAAAUCAACCAAAUAUUCUUCAAAAACCUCGAUUCAUUCUACGGCUAUCAAGUGUACAGCUACCUAACACAAGGAAAUAUCAAAUUCAUUAUAUCAACAAACGUGAAAAACCAAGACGAAAGUAUACGACAGUUCUUCAUAGAGGUCAACGAACUGUACGUAAAAAACUUGCUCAGCCCAUUCUACAACGUCAAUGACCCCAUCCGCAGCGUUGGAUUCGACUCUAGAGUGUGUCUUCUCGCUAAAAAAUACCUAUAA
Messenger RNA from Ogataea angusta, 429 nucleotides. RefSeq lists its product as uncharacterized. NCBI's taxonomy places the organism in Eukaryota, Fungi, Ascomycota, Pichiomycetes, Pichiales, Pichiaceae. Gene Ontology annotation, cellular component: nucleus; cytoplasm; TRAPP complex. Gene Ontology annotation, biological process: endoplasmic reticulum to Golgi vesicle-mediated transport. The coding region runs from base 1 to 429 and encodes 142 amino acids. The transcript has a single exon. The record is from RefSeq and is a predicted model, not a curated record.